AGUCGAAGAUGGCAGAGCCUGAAAGCACAGUCAUAAACACCGAUGUGAAACAGAAAGACCCCAGUGAGGCACUGGUCAUUGCGGUGACCACCAGAGCCAUCUUCAACCUGGAGGAGGAGCAUAAGCUCUACCUGGAGAAGGGCAAGGAGGAGUACACAAGGCACCAGCAGGCCAACCAGGACAAGCCCCUGCCACCAGGCACGGCCUUUGCCUUCAUCCAGGCGGCGCAGUAUGUGAACAAGAAGAUCCUGGAGAGCAACCCGGCAGAGAAGGACCUCUUUGACAUCCUGGUGCUCUCCAACAACAGCCCAGAGAGCGGCGUGCGCAUUGUCAACAGCGCCAAGCACUACGGCCUGGAGAUCUCCAAGUUCUGCUUCGUCAGCGACGAGGACUCCACGCAGUACCUGAAGUCCCACGGGGUGAAGCUCUUCCUCUCGGCUGACAGGAUAGAUGUCUGCAAUGCCCUCCAGAGAGGGGUCUCGGCAGCGCUUGUCUUCCAGCAGGAGGUGCAGGCCCCCAGCACCCCGCUCCGCGUGGUGUUCGACGGGGACGCCGUGCUCUUCUCCAACGAGACGGACCAGGUCUUCCAGGAACAGGGGCUGGAGGGAGCAGUACAGUACGAGCGGGCGAUGGAGGCCGUGCCCAUGGUCCAGGGUCCCCUGAAGGCUUUUGCCAUGCACCUUGGGAAGAUCCGCAAGAAGUUCAGCCAGGAAAAAUCCCCCAUCCGUACCUACCUGGUGACCGCCCGCAGUGGCCGGGACAUGGGCAUCAGAGCCAUCAAGACUCUCCGGGAGUGGGGUUUGGCCAUCGAUGAGGCUUUCUUCAUGGACGGGGCUCCCAAGGGCCCCAUCCUUGCCCAGAUCCAACCCCACAUUUUCUUUGACGAUGGCCUUCAUAACAUCCAGGGGGCUCAAGAUGUGGGCAUACCCUCUGCCUGGGUCCCUUCCUGCUGCUGA
Messenger RNA from Fulmarus glacialis (Northern fulmar), 956 nucleotides. RefSeq names its product cytosolic 5'-nucleotidase 1A-like. Gene Ontology annotation, molecular function: nucleotide binding; 5'-nucleotidase activity; magnesium ion binding. Gene Ontology annotation, cellular component: cytoplasm; cytosol. The transcript has 6 exons. Gene Ontology annotation, biological process: adenosine metabolic process; nucleotide metabolic process. The coding region runs from base 9 to 956 and encodes 315 amino acids. Lineage: Eukaryota; Metazoa; Chordata; Aves; Procellariiformes; Procellariidae. The record is from RefSeq and is a predicted model, not a curated record.